This is a messenger RNA of Schistosoma curassoni, 3315 nucleotides long. Lineage: Eukaryota; Metazoa; Platyhelminthes; Trematoda; Strigeidida; Schistosomatidae. The record is from the annotation of a GenBank genome assembly.
AUGUCAUCUCAAAAUUUUCUGAAAUUUGGUGUGGAGUUUGAGGGGAGUGGUCAGCUCUUCACCUUUGAGUGUCCAGCUGUGUACGAUGAUAUUAUUUACAAGGUUUCGCAGCAGUUUGGUAUACCUCAAUCUGAAACCUCCAAUUACUGUUUUCGUAAAACAGAACACUCGGGUACAAUUGAAUAUUAUACGACUGAAGAGAAUUGUCGUAUUAGGACUGGAGAUGUUGUUCAACUAGUUGAAAUUCCAAGUAGAGCAGUGGAGAAGUUUAUUUCAAAUUUGAAUCAAGCAUUGGAUUGUUUAGUUGAUAAUAGGAAUACUACUACUAAUACAUUUGUUAAUAGUAAUUGUAACCCAUUACAUCAUUUGUAUGGACCAUUUAAGCAGUUACUGAUGGAAUUAGCCAUUGUUUUGCAAUGUAAACAAUUUAACAGAGAUUUUGUUAAAUGUGAAGGUCAUCGUAAACUCUUCCAACUUGUUGAAUGCAUUGAUAAACUGGAUAAAAAGUUUCAUGAUGAAAUUUGGUCAUAUCUCUUAUCCUGUCUAAUUGAAUUAUCCAAUUACGCUAUAACUAAUCGAUUUACUAUAAGUAAUACUGCUCUGAAUAACGAUAAUAACAAUAAUAAUAUAAAGUUAUAUCCUCAUGAAGUUUGUUUUACACAAGAAAAUAAUGAUUCUAAAAAGUAUUUAUCUGAAGAAAUGUUAAUUCAACAAGAUGAAAAUAUUAACCAAAUCCAGUACUCAUCAACAAUUCUACCAAUGAAGAAUGUUUAUGGAAUAGAAGAGUUUUUCAGUUGGCAAUUAGUAUCGGAUGAAUUUUUAUCUGUGAUAAUUGAACAUUGUAGGAAAGAAACUAAUUUAGAGUGUCUGCUAAAUGAAAUGAAGUUAUUAUUAAAAAUAAUUACAGACUAUCCUGUACAUAUUCAAUAUGUUACUAAACAAACGGAACAAGGAUUUGUAUUGGAUUUAUUAAAAAUAAUUCAAUCAAACAUUGUUGGUUAUAAAUCUACUGUGAAUUAUAAUUCAAUCCGUUUGGAAACAUUACGAUGUGAAAUACAAAAUCUUAUUAUGCAAUUUUUAUAUGUUAUAUUUUAUUAUGGGAAACAACAAGGUCAUUUGAUAUGCUUAAUACAUCAGUUUUUUGAAAAUAUACAAUUUACUGAAUGGAUUCCAGAAUUACGCGAUCGUUCACUUUGGGAAUUAAUAAUCAAUUUAUAUUAUCGAAAGAAAUAUCAUUUUGAUUAUUCAAUGAUGGAAACAUUUAGCUCAUGUUUACCAUCAUCUGAUGAUAAUUCUGAAAAUACUGUGGUGUUAAAUUUUUUAAAAGAUUUUUCAAAUUUUCUUGAAAAUGAUGCAUUAUGUAAAACAGAAUGCUUCCAGAGUAAUAAUGACAAUAAUAAUAUGAAUAUUUACAGUCCCAGUAUUGAUAAUGUUGAACAAGAACCACAUCAACGUAUAUUAUCACACCGAUUGAGUAAUAAUAGCAGUACUACUAAUACUACUAAUAAUGGUUAUAACAUUAAACAAUCCAGUAUCCAAUUACUAAUUUCAGUAUGUCGAGUACAACAACUAGUUAAUAGUUUAUUAUUAACCAGAAUGAAAACGCCAUUGGCUCGUACAUCCGAAGAAACCGUUGAAAAAAUGAAACAACUAUGUUCAGUAGUGUAUUUUGAUAAGUAUACAAUUAAUCCAACUGAACAAUGUAUUGAAGAAGCGUGUAUUAAACUAGGUUUCAAGAUACCAACUGAUCCAUAUGCUGAUUUUGAAAAACCACCAGGUACACUUGGAUUUCAAUGUAUUUAUAAUUAUACAAUGAAAAAUAGAAAUAAAGUUAUUGAUAUGCUUAAUUAUGCUUACCCAUGUCAAAAAAAUUCCUAUCUAACCAAUAACACCACUAAUAAUAAUUGUAAAUUGUAUCAUUUAUCAGAACUCAAUAUAUUAUCUUCUUUGAAUGUGAAUAACAAUAAUAAUAAUAAUGUGAAUGAAAUUAGUAGUAAGUCGUCACAACAACGUGUUCAACGUCAUUUUUCCACUGUUGAUUCAAAUUCUAUUCAAAAUAUAUUACAUACUACUCAUUUACAUGAUGAUAGUAUACAAAAUCAACGUAAUAAUUUUAUCGGACGACGAUUUACAUUGGAUUCAUUAAUAGCAACAUCUAAUUUAUCACAAUCAUUUAAACCAAUGAAAGAGUAUUAUAGUCAUAAUAGUUUUUCAUGUAAUUAUUCCAUUUCAUCAUCUUCUUCGACAAUUUCAUCAUUGAUUGAUAAGAAGCCAUUAUUUCCAAUUAUUGAAGCUGCUAAUGCUGUGACAAGUAUGCUGUGUGAAUUGCUUACAACUAAUGAUACAAGUCAUGAACCAAAUAUUAUCAUAGAACAAGAUGAUAAGGAUUUUUAUCUUUCAUCGCCGUUAUAUCCAAUUUUACUUAAUAAAUCAAAUAAUAAUACUAAUCAUUAUCAAAGUAAUUUGUCAUCAUUUGAAGAUAUAUUCGAUUGUGUUUUUUCAAAAUUUUUCUCUUCCUGGACUCAAAUGAAAGCUGUUCCAGAAGAUUUAAUUGCAAUUUUAUGCGUGGUACGAGAGCAGAUAAAUCGUAUUUUGAAAACCAUUCCUAUUUCACUUGAAGAAUUUGAAAAUUCUCUGAUAAAAUUUAAUCCAUAUGAUGUACCAUCUAUGUGGUCGAAACGGGAGAAUCGUCUACGUGUAGAUAUGUUACAUAAUCACCCGGCAUUAAUAGAAUUACGUAACGAUGUAAGGAAACGUCAUCAAGGACAUGUAUAUGAGAAUCGUUUAAAUAUUUUGUCAAAUUCAGCACCUUUAGAAUAUAUCCCAUCAAAAGGAUCGAAAUUAUGUAGUAAAGACAAUCAAUCAUUCACUGUACUCUUGUCACCUGAUCGCAAGUCGCUUCUUAUAAGAGACACAAACCAGAACAUAAGAGAAAUAUGGCAACUAAACUGUAUUAGUCGAGUAUCUUUGGGUAUAACUGAGAAAGUGAAAAAAAAUCCGGAACGUACAUUACUCUUUCAAGUGGAAUUAUCCGAUAUUCCAAAUCAAGAUGAUCCCAGUGAAUCGACAAGUAAUAAAUCACGUUGUUUUCGAGUUAUUUUACUAGCCAGAUCAAUAAUUGAAUAUAAUUAUUGGUUAGAUGGAUUAUUUUUAUUAAAUAAAUUAAAUAAUCCAAGUGAUUAUUACAAUGAAGAUGUGGAGCGUUUAACUGAACUAGACAUGUGUAUACGUCUUUCAAGUUUAGAUUUAAAUCAGUUGCCAAAAAGAGAAAUCUCCAUGCCUACAGAUCCACCACCACCUUUGGAUUUUAUUUAA